Molecule: messenger RNA, 2334 nt
Organism: Lineus longissimus
Lineage: Eukaryota; Metazoa; Nemertea; Pilidiophora; Heteronemertea; Lineidae
Exons: 1
Coding region: 1-2334 (777 amino acids)
Biological process (GO): DNA integration
Molecular function (GO): nucleic acid binding
Source: RefSeq, a predicted model, not a curated record
AUGCAAACCCGUUAUGGCAGAUAUCGUUGGAAACGAUUACCCUUUGGUUUGUGUGUGUCUAGUGAAAUCUUUCAACGACGAUUUAUACAAAUCCUGAGUGGUCUGACAGGAGUGUUGUGCAUAGCAGAUGACGUCUUCGCGUAUGGUGUUGGGGAUACUUAUCAAGAGGCAUGUGUAGACCAUGAUAAGAACAUUCGCUGCUUACUUCAACGAGGACGUGAAAACGGUGUUAUAUUCAACUUGGAUAAGGUUGAGCUAUGUGAACCAAAAAUAGGGUUCUCAGGACACAUUCUGUCAGCGAAGGGUCUCAUGGCUGAUCCUCGCAAGAUUGAGGCUGUGAAAGAUAUGCCUAAACCUACUGAUCGUGCUGGUAUUCAGCGAUUUAUCGGAUUUAUUCAGUACCUGGCAAAAUUCUUGCCUAGACUAUCAGAAACAUUGACGCCACUGCGAAAGCUAAUGAAUUCUGAAGAAAAAUUCAAGUGGAAUAAAGUGCAUGAUGCUGCUUUUGCUGAGGCAAAGACUCUUGCGACACAGGCCCCUGUGUUAGCGUAUUAUGACCCGAAGUUACCACUGACAAUACAAUGUGAUGCGAGUCAGAGUGGACUUGGGACGUCCCUCUUGCAAAAAGGUCACCCGAUCUACUACGCAAAUCGCGCACUUAGGCCAACGGAGUGCAGGUAUGCUCAGAUAGAAAAAGAUAUGCUUGCAGUGUGCUUUUCAUUGGAACGAUUUCAUCAUUACACGUAUGGUAGACAUACCACAGUGAUUUCAGAUCACAAGCCAUUAGAAUCGAUUCUAAAGAAACCGCUCUUGUGCGCGCCAAAACGAUUGCAAGGCAUGCUGAUGAGAAUACAGCAAUAUGACAUUGAAAUAGUGUAUGAAAAAGGCACAAGAAUGUAUGUAGCGGAUACACUGUCGCGCGCUUAUUUGCCAAAUGAAGGCAAACAAACUGAAUACGAAGCUGUGAACGCCACAAAAACGCUUCCUAUUCGUGAGGAAAGACUAGACGAGUUGCGCAAUGAAACAGUCAAUGAUGAUGAACUGAAAGUUUUGAAAGAAACUGUACUCAAAGGAUGGCCUACUAGCAUCCGUGCUGUUCCUCAAAGGAUUAGACACUACUUCUCCAUCCGAGAUGAGAUCUCUACUGAAGGUGAUCUUGUUUUCAGUGGAUUGAGAGUGAUUGUACCAGCGAGUAUGCAGAAGACAAUGUGUAGUCUAGUUCACUCAUCUCACAUUGGUAUUGACGGCUGCAUUGGUAGAACCCGCGAAGCUCUUUACUGGCCGGGAAUGACUGUUGAAAUUAAACGCAAAGUGAGCCAAUGUGCAGUGUGCAGAGAAUUCGAGACAAAACAGCAGAAAGAAACCCUUGUGAACCAUGAAAUUCCUGAGCGUCCUUGGCAAAACAUUGGUUCAGAUUUAUUUGAUUUUGAAGGAAAGAAAUUCCUGAUCACUGUUGAUUACCUAAGCAACUUUUGGGAAAUCGACCGAAUGAAGGACACAAAGGCCGAGGCGGCGAUUCUCAAACUCAAGAACCAUUUUGCGCGUUAUGGUUCUCCUGAAAAGGUGAUUAGUGAUGGAGGUCCACCAUACGAUUCUCAUGAAUUUCGAAGAUUUGCGAAAGACUGGGACUUAAAGCAUGACAUAACAGAUCCUUACCAUCCGCAGAGCAAUGGAAAAAUUGAGUUCGCUGUCAAAUCCGCUAAGAAAAUUCUGAGGAAAGCGCUAAAGUCAAAAUCAGAUCCGUAUUUGGCAAUUCUUGAUCAGAGAAAUACCCCGUCGCAAGGACUUGGUAAUAGUCCAGUCCAACGCUUGCAUGGUAGAAGAACCAGGAAACUUUUACCAACUCGAUCAGAACUGCUGAAACUAGAAACUGUAGACUGGAAGAAAACCAAGGAAGAUAUUGAGACUAGUCAAGAAAAACAACGGCAUUAUUAUGAUAGAAAUGCAAAGGACUUGACCCCAUUGCAUCCGGGAGAUACUGUUCGUCUUCAACCAAUGCGAAAAGGAGAAAAAUCAUGGAAAAGGGCAAAAAUGACUAAACAACUCAAAGAUCGGUCUUAUGAAGUCGAUACCGGAGAUCGAAUACUGAGGCGUAAUCGUGUACAUCUGAAGAAAACGGAGGAAAAUCCACCACCAGUGGAACAAUCCGUGGAACUGUCACAACCAGACAUGCCAGAGACAGAGGACAAUCCUACCAUGGACAAUCAUAGCGAUGAGAUUCAGAACAAUCAGGAUUUGGUCAGUGUAGAAUCACAUGCGCCUGGUACCGAGCCAGAAAUCCGUACAACCAGAUCUGGAAGAAUUGUACGUAAACCCAAAAGAUACGAGGAGUAA